Messenger RNA from Truncatella angustata, 432 nucleotides. RefSeq lists its product as uncharacterized. The record is from RefSeq and is a predicted model, not a curated record. The transcript has a single exon. NCBI's taxonomy places the organism in Eukaryota, Fungi, Ascomycota, Sordariomycetes, Amphisphaeriales, Sporocadaceae. The coding region runs from base 1 to 432 and encodes 143 amino acids.
AUGAACCGCCAACCGCACAUACUCGUCAUCGUCCUAGUCCAAGGCGCUUUCCAGCUACCUCUCAUAUACAUCAAGCUGGCCCAAGCUCUUGAAGUGUUAGGAUAUCAUAUCCCUCACCCCACAAUCCCGAGCUUAACAGGACAGGACGACCCCGACCUUGCGACCAACAGUCUUGCCGAUUAUGCCGAUACAAUCCGGGGAGUUCUUGAGCACCUCACCAAGAAAAUGGGAAAGACCGUCGUAGUCCUGAUGCACUCAUACGGCGGCUCGGUGGGCACCGAAGCUGUGCCUCGGUCAUUGUCUCGGCUACACCGGAAGGUGCAAGGCCUUCCUAGAGGCGUCGCACACCUCAUAUACGUGGCAGGAUUCAUCACUCCCCAGGGGCAAAUUCAUUCAAGAGCGCAUUUAACGAGUUACCAAACGACGAUGUAG